AUGGGAGCGAUCAGAGCGAGACGUGUUUUAAUUGUGUUGUUGUUAGUUUGCGUGUGUUUUAAUGAGAUAUGUGGUCAAGUGUACACAAUACCUGAUGUCACGAUACAAGCUCUAAAUCCGCAAGGGAUCAGAGUGUCAAUACCCGCCGAUCCAAAGAUUAGCCUUUUCGUAUUCCAAGGGAAUAUAAAUAGAAAAAUUAGUCAAGAAGAUGUGGGUACGAUUUCUGCUGAAGUAACCAGCCCUACUAAUGGCAGAUGGUUGUAUGAAAACCUCACGACGAAGUUGAAAGUUGGGGACAUCAUAAAUUACUAUGUAUUCGUAGUAUACGAUAGACGAGGCUAUGUUAAAGACAACUUGUCUUACACUGUAAAGGAAUUAGUAAGUCCGUCGAGUAAUUCAGUAGAUGUAGCAGAAUGCUUUCCUACUUCGACUGUGGUGAGGAAUGGGAAAGCUUGCGCCGGUCAAAUUAUCUUUGAGGAUAACUUUGACACCUUACGUGAAGACUUGUGGCAGCUUGAACAGUACAUACCUGGUGAACCAGACUAUCCAUUCGUUUCCUAUCAGCGCCCACCCAUCGCCCCCACAGUUUCAGUACAAGGGGGUUAUUUAUACAUUAAGCCGAUACUUCAGCAAGAUUUACCUGGAUUUUCCAAUUCAUCUAUCUACACCGGCACUUUGGAUCUCUUUAGUGGAUGUACAGCCACUGCAACAAAGUGUCUGGCUGAAGCUUGGGGUGCUAGUAUUUUGCCACCGAUAGCUAGCGGUCGAGUCACUUCAAGAUCAUUUGCUUUUACGUAUGGCGUUGUUGAAGUUAGAGCUAAACUACCCCAAGGAGAUUGGCUCUACCCAGAUAUCUUAUUGGAGUCACUGAUGAAGAAGUAUGGAGUGUUGAAUUACGCGUCGGGAGUUCUCAGAAUAGCCGGAUCGUGCGGCAACCCUCAAUUGUCAACGGUUAACAAUGAAGUUGGGAAUAAGCUUCUUUACGGUGGACCGAUGUUGGACAUGGGAUGCCGUAAUACUUUGCUCAGUCAAAAAUUAUCAAAUAAGGCCUGGGGUGAAGAUUUUCACGUGUACGUGGCGAGAUGGGAACCAGAAAGAAUAACGCUGUCAGUGGACGGGGAAGAGUGGGCCAGGAUAGAACCGGCAGCCAGUGGGCUUCAAGGCCGAUUCCCUCGUACCUGUGAUCUGCCGCGAUCAUUUCUCUCAAGAGGUUCCAAUAUGGCGCCGUUUGAUGAUCACUUUUUCCUAACUCUCGGAUUAGCAGCAGGAGGUAUCACUGAAUUUAGCGAUGACCUUACUUCAGGGGGGAGACCGAAGCCCUGGCGAAACAGUAGCAGAAAAGCCAGUCUUCGCUUCUGGGAGGACCUUGUUUCCUGGCAUCGUACGUGGAUUCAACCCGGCUUGGUCGUAGACUACGUAAGGGUUAGGGCACUUUGAAUAUGUUUCUGAUGAUAUUGUAUUUUUUAAUUUAGAUGUUUUUGGCACGGAUAACUAAGAGCUCGUGGAUGUUGUACAGUAAAAAGAAUAUUAAAAAAGAAACUCGUAUUGUAUUUGUGAGAGUUUCGUUCUUUAUGUUAUGAACAGUAGUCUGCUGUUGCAGUGGACUACUGCUCAGUACAGUAAUGGAAUAUUGUUGUAAAGUUGAUUUGAUUAUCAUGUAGACUAGUUGUUUGUACUGCUUAUAUCGAUAUAAUAUAUCAUUUAUCUAGUCUUUAUAAAUAUAAAAAAAAUCUAUUUAUAUUAUUUAAUAAAUAAUUUAGAUGUUA
This is a messenger RNA of Melitaea cinxia (Glanville fritillary), 1766 nucleotides long. RefSeq names its product beta-1,3-glucan-binding protein-like (gene BGRP2). Gene Ontology annotation, molecular function: hydrolase activity, hydrolyzing O-glycosyl compounds; carbohydrate binding. The transcript is spliced from 9 exons. Gene Ontology annotation, biological process: carbohydrate metabolic process. Bases 1 to 1437 code for a protein of 478 amino acids. The record is from RefSeq and is a predicted model, not a curated record. Lineage: Eukaryota; Metazoa; Arthropoda; Insecta; Lepidoptera; Nymphalidae.